This is a messenger RNA of Lycium ferocissimum, 759 nucleotides long. RefSeq lists its product as uncharacterized. The transcript has 3 exons. Lineage: Eukaryota; Viridiplantae; Streptophyta; Magnoliopsida; Solanales; Solanaceae. The record is from RefSeq and is a predicted model, not a curated record. The coding region runs from base 140 to 700 and encodes 186 amino acids.
UCUUCAUUACUCAAAGGCUUUUAUUACAUGUAUAUAGGCAGAAAGUGAAACUGAAACAACAUAAUAUAACAGAGAGAAACAUAGAAAUCUUCUUGUGUUUUAUUUUUCUGGGAAUAAAAUUCUUUCAAUUUGAUUCUCUAUGGCUUCGAAGUUGUUAAUGAUCACUGUCUUCGUUUUGGAUUUAAUUGCUUUUGCUUUGGCUGUUGCUGCAGAGCAGAGAAGGAGCACCGCCACAAUAAAAACAGAUAAUGAGCAGGUUUAUAGCUAUUGUGUCUAUGACUCCGACAUUUCAACUGGAUUUGGCGUUGGUGCCUUCUUAUUUCUCAUGGUCAGUCAAAUCCUUAUAAUGGUGGCAAGCCGUUGCUUCUGUUGUGGAAAUGCUUUGAGCCCCGGUAGUUCAAGGGGUUGUGCUGUUCUUUUAUUUAUCAUAUGCUGGGUUACAUUUUUCAUUGCUGAGGUGUGCUUGUUGGCCGGUUCUGUUACUAACGCGUACCACACCAAAUAUAGAUCAUCACUCUUGUUUAAUGAUAAGCCUCUAUCUUGUGAGACCGUGAGAAAGGGAGUUUUUGCAGCUGGAGCGGCUUUCAUUUUCUUCACCAGCAUAAUCUCCAAGUUCUACUAUGUGUCUUACUCCAAGGCCAAGGGUAGCCCUGGACCAUUUGGUGGAGAAGCCGGUGUGGGGAUGACAGCCUACAAAUGAGUGUGAUCAAUCAUGUCAUGAAUUUCUCUAUGAAUACAAACUUUUCCAUUUCUUAAUUA